ACGACACAUUGCAAUUAUUCGAAUUAGUGAAGCUAUUAACGCAUGUGGGAAGUCUCGUGUUUUAAAACUCAGUUUAUACAUUUUAUCUCGUUAAUUUUGGUCAGAAAAUAACAUAUCUAUUUUUUUCGAAAUUUUGUUAAUUCAAUUACAAAUUUGUCAGCAUUAAAUGAAAUUGAAGGAUUACAUAUUUGUCAUAGUACUGUGGCUUUUAAUAUGUACUCAUGCAUUUACCAGUAAACCGCCGAGUGUCAAAUUGAAAAUUGAUGAAGAAUCACCUUUACACACAACUCUUGGAAAUAUCUCCUCCUUUUUAUUUUCAAAAUCAAAAAUCACAUCAGACUCGUUAUUUUUUACUGUAACACAAAAUGGAUUAAUCCAAUUGACAAGAAGGCUUGAUUUGGAAUCCUUAUGCCUUGAACAAUCAUUAUGCUGUGAACGUAGUAAACCAUGUGAAUUAACUUCCAGUGUAGUUAUUGAAGGCAGCAAUUCUGAAGAACUUGAACUAGUUGAAUUGCAUGUAUUGGUGCAAGAUAUAAACGAUCAUGCACCACAAUUUACUACCGGUGCAAGCCAAACUGCAAAGAUUUCCGAAUCAGCUGAAGUUGGUUCUGCCUUGAAUCUUAUACCAGCUGCAGAUGCAGAUCUCUCUCCUGAAAAUCAAAUACAAAGGUAUGCAAUUCAUGGGGCCGAACUGCAACAGAAUUUUGAUUUAGACACAUCUGACUUACCAAAUGUCCGUUUACGUUUAUCUCAACCACUUGACUAUGAGACAACUACAAAUUAUAGUGGUAUUAUUGAAGCUUGUGACCGACGCCAGUGUGCUCAACAAAAUUUAACGAUACUUGUGAUUGAUGCCAAUGAUAACAAACCAAUGUUCGUUCAACAUUCAUAUGAAGUGACAAUUCCAGAAAAUUUCAGUGUUGGCCAGACAGUCUUAGUGCUUGAUGCAAUUGAUAAAGAUUCUGAAAUGAAUGCUAGAAUGGAUUUUCGGAUACAAGGGGAUGUUGACAUGAAUUUGAAGAAAACUUUUCGACUAGACAGUCACUCGGGUCAUCUGAUACUUCAAUCCCGUUUGGCUGCACACCAGCGAUCUGAAUAUCGUUUCACAGUGACAGUUAGCGAAGUUCCAAGCAAUCAGAUUCAGUCAGUUGACGCGUUAUCUUCAAGAAUACCUGUCACUUCUACAGAUUCAGCCAGUGUUGUAGUCACUGUUCAGGAUUUAAAUGAUUUUAGUCCUUCUAUACGAAUGAUUUCACCGAUAGAAGGUCAGCCAUUGUCCGUUAGUGAAAAUUCUGCCCAUCUACGUGUUUGUGUACUACAGGUUACUGAUAAUGAUUUGAAUGAAAAUGGUCGAGUUCACUGUCGUCUCGUAUCUAAUACACUAGAAGCGACUGGUUCUGAUGCUUCCACUAAUUCCAGUAGUACAGACUCAUUUGAACUUACACAAACUGGUAAUCAUUAUACUCUACUAACUUCACGACCGUUCGAUGCUGAAUUAGAACCACAGAUAACAGUUACAAUUGCAUGUGCAGACUAUGGCGUACCUCAACGUUCGACUAGUCGUGAUCUUGUAAUACAUGUUGAAGAUGUAAAUGAAUACCCACCUGAGUUAGAAAAAAUUAACUAUCACGCUAGUAUAAUGGAGAAUGCCAAAGCUGGAAUAGAAGUUGUACAAGUUAUCGCACAUGACCGAGAUCAGGCGGCUAAACUGACGUACGAAUUGAGCAGCGAAGGGAAACAGUACUUCAGUAUUGAUCCCAGCACUGGUGUGAUAACAACAUUGGGUGGUGAAGAACAAAAUGGAAAUCACGUUGUUCACAGUUCUAGUUUACUUGACCGUGAGAAGACAGAGAAAAUCACCUUCUCAGUAUGUGUUACCGACGGUUUGCUUACAAGUGGUUGUGGUCUUAUUAAUUCACGUCAUCAUUCAUUGAACAGUAAAGAACAAAGCGAGACACAGUUACAACAGACGGACGCAUCUGGUAGUUCUGCUCAUCCCGCGUUCACAGCUUCUGCUACUGUUUUGGUCACAGUUUUGGAUGCCAACGACAAUCAACCUCAGUUUAUUGCGAAAGGUCCUUUCUCGAUCUUGGAAAAUCAACCACGUUUCACUCAAGUCACUGGUCGUCUUACAGCGGUCGACGCAGAUGAUGGUGAAAAUGGGCAUGUUCGAUACAGCCUUCGCCGUAUACUGAUCAGUGCAACCGGUAUGCCGUCACCAGAUAUAUUUGAAGUUGAUUCUGAAGGUCGGAUCAGGUCAAUGGAAAUCUUGGAUCGUGAGCAUACAAGUGCAUACACAUUGGAAGUUGUCGCCUGUGAUUCUGCACCGCUUAAUCCGCUAUGUACAGAAUUGAAUGUUACUGUCACGGUUUUGGAUGAGAACGAUAAUAAACCAGAAUGGCAUUAUCCUCAUGCCCGUGAUAAAGAGGUCAACAUCACUUCUGAUUUACCCCCAGGGCGUGUAGUAGCUCGUAUACUGGCUAUGGAUCCAGAUGCUGGAGAGAAUGGACGAGUUGUUUACUCACUAAUUGAUCCACACAGACGGACUGUAUUUCAGAUUGAUAAUGUUACUGGAGAAAUAUCUGUGGUGAAUGAUCAUAUGAAUGAAGCAAUGUCGAACGGAGAGGCUAGUUACGCACCAGACGAUACAAUCCAGCCUACUCCACUACUUCCUGGUGUUUAUAGACUACGUCUACGUGCCUCAGAUAUGGGACAUCCAGAACAAGCUACGGAAACAUGGCUUCAGGUCAAUGUUUUUGGCUCAGAUUCAAUCACAAAUGCCGGUUUGAACUUCAUGAUUAUUAUAGUUAUGAUAGCGAUAACGGGGCUAAUUUCAGUUUCACUUGUAGUCGCUAUAAUUUGUGUUCGUCGACGGUCUUCUUUACGGUGGAGUCGGCCUCAAACUCACGCAGAUUCUAAUGGUUUUCGAAGAGGUAGAAGUGCCGGUGAUGGAGCUGAAGGGUCAAUGUUCCCACUCAAACACGAAUACAGUCACGCGUUAGAUGGCACUGGCUAUAUGAUGAGUAUCAGUCCAACCCCCUCCGACUUGGACGCUUUAAAGUUAGGUUAUCAACCCAAUGGAGGUACAUAUCUAGACAGUUUGCACCCGGGGUCUGAUAUGCAUCCGUAUGGUUGGAACAACCCUAACUCCCCACCUGCAGUUUACUAUCCGGCUCAUUCAGGAUCUGGGAAUAUAAAUAAUAGCAUAAGUCAUUCCUUCUGCUCUUUGCCUAUGGAUCAAAACUUGUCGAAUCCAAUGAAUACACUGCAUAUGCCCGUAUAUGCACCAGUGAAUCGAAUGACCCCUACUUUCAUUCCAGAAGCAGGCACCUUCAUACGUCAUCCGGCAUACAGUGGACAGUCACAUCUGAUGGGAACAUCUUCAUGUCUAAAUUUCUCUCCCUGUUCACCUACUGGGGUCGAUCAGAUGAGCACACAGACAAGUGCCUUAUCAAGUUUCAAUGAGGUACCAAACGACUCGACAUUAACAGCAACACCGGCAGCAGCUGGACAAACACUAGAUGCACUUCGGGAGACAGAACUGUGCAAUUCCAGAAGUAACUGUGGAUGUGAGCAUAAUUCUCUUUCACCUCCUAGGCAACCAUAUGCGCCUCUAUUAAUUGGUACCAGCAACGGUAUGGGAUGUUGUUAUACAACCUCUAACCGUCGACUUCCAAACGGAAAUAUACACUGUGAGCUUGAUGUUGAAUCAGCUGACUCUGGUCGUGGAGCUAGUGAAGACGAUCCCAGUCAGUUAGGCGGUCAAUUCAUUCAUUUCUAUCCUGCAUGUAAUGUGUCUAGCGUUCCACAACAAUCACUCGCUCAAGUUGUUGAUUCGUCAUCUGUCAAUAUGAAUGGAGGAACUAGUUCAAAUUGUAUACAGAGUCUUAAACUGCAAAACGAUUCGUCAAACGAUGCAUCCGGUGUUGUCAUUUUAACAGGUGGAGUCAACGGUAACAGUAGCAAUGAACAGGCAGAUUCAAGUUGGAAUGCCACUGCUGCUGUUCGGCGUUUGAAACUGUAGAUAUGCGAAUUAAAGUGUCUACGGGUAAACACGAUUAUAUAUAUAUAUAUAUAUAUAU
Messenger RNA from Trichobilharzia regenti, 4082 nucleotides. The record is from the annotation of a GenBank genome assembly. NCBI's taxonomy places the organism in Eukaryota, Metazoa, Platyhelminthes, Trematoda, Strigeidida, Schistosomatidae.